This is a messenger RNA of Clonostachys rhizophaga, 849 nucleotides long. NCBI's taxonomy places the organism in Eukaryota, Fungi, Ascomycota, Sordariomycetes, Hypocreales, Bionectriaceae. The record is from the annotation of a GenBank genome assembly.
AUGAGUAAAGACAUGAACGAAACCUGCAUGAUCUUCGUGGAUGACUCAAAUGUCUGGAUCGAAGCCCAAAAGUUCGCUGCCUCGGGUAAAGGCCGCUUACCCAAGCUCGAAGACUGCGACCAGGAUCCGCGCUGUAGAGUCAACAUCGGCGAGCUUGUCAGCACUAUCUCGAAUGGUCGCUCGGUGGAAGGUGCAUUCCUUUACGCCUCGCGCCCGCCGCCCAACGACGCAGUAUGGAACUCCUAUGAGAGGUUCGGAUUCAAAGUCAAUGUGUAUAACCGCGCCAAUAAUGGAAAGGAGAAACAGGUGGACAACUCUAUGGCAACGGAUAUUAGCCGCCAAGCAACCAGGCUCGAAGUUGGCGCUCUAUAUAACGAGAAGAUCAAAGAGGAACUGGACAACAUGACAUUUAUCGUGAUUUCCGGAGAUCGCGACAUGCUCCCGCCAAUCAAUGCAGCGAUAAAAUGUGGCAUCCCCGUAGAGGUCUGGGCCUGGGAGUCAGGCAUCUCCAAUGAGCAUAAGAAAAGAGACGGUGACAAACUGCGGGUGUAUCUCCUGAACCAGAUAGCCGAUCGAGUAUGUUUUACGAACACCAGCUCCACACGAAAGAACAAGAAAAUCGAGGCGGACAAGACUGUUGUCCUUUGCGACUCUAAUGACAAGGACAAUAGUAUGGAUUUUCUCGAAGGUUCUGUCUCUGAUUGCCUCCUAGGAAACUGCCGUUUUAUAUUCUACAUUACCCGGUCGCCAACAGACACGGAACUCUUUGUCGAGUUUCCAAAUCUCAAGAAUGUUGAGCGCAUCAUCUUUGAUGCACGAGAGCUAUUCAAAAAGACGACUGGACAGUAG